This is a messenger RNA of Pyrgilauda ruficollis (rufous-necked snowfinch), 2238 nucleotides long. RefSeq names its product UDP-glucuronosyltransferase 1-6-like. The record is from RefSeq and is a predicted model, not a curated record. Gene Ontology annotation, molecular function: UDP-glycosyltransferase activity. The transcript has 5 exons. Bases 1 to 1587 code for a protein of 528 amino acids. NCBI's taxonomy places the organism in Eukaryota, Metazoa, Chordata, Aves, Passeriformes, Passeridae.
AUGGCUGUGAGGCUUUGCUGUGCCUGGAUUUCCAUCCUCCUCCUCCUGCCCAGCCUCUCGGAUGGAGGGAAGCUCCUGGUGGUGCCCAUGGUGGGAAGCCACUGGCUGAGCAUGCAGGAAGCGGUGGAGAAGCUGAGCGAGAGGGGACACGAGGUGGUGGUGCUGGUUCCCGAGGUGAGCUGGCAGAUGGAGACCACGCAGGCCUACAAGGUGGUCACGCACCCGGUGAGCCAGACCCUGGAAGAGCUGGAUAACGCCUUCCAGGAAUACGUCACUGUGCACCUGACGCAGAAGCCUUUCCCCCUCAAUGCCCUGGCAAUGUAUAACGCCUCAGUGCAUGUCUUCAGCACCUUCUUUGGGCAGUGCAAGGACCUGUUCCGCAGCCAGGAGAUCCUGAAGUUCCUCAACGAGAGCAGAUUUGAUGCCGUCCUGACGGAUCCUCUCUUCAUGUGUGGGCCCAUCCUCGCCCACCAUCUCUCUCUUCCCUUUGUGUUCUUCAUGAGGGGAUUUGGUUGCAACCUCCAUUUUGCAGCCCCACAGUGCCCAAGCCCUCUGUCCUACAUCCCAAGAGUCUUCAGCUUCAACUCAGACCACAUGACUUUUUUCCAGAGGGUGGAAAACGCCCUGAUUUCUCUCCUGGAGCUUGAUUACUGCAACGGUUUCUAUGCAGAAGCGCUUCAGCUUUCCUCAGAAGUUCUUCAGAGGGAUGUGUCCCUGAUGGACCUCGUGAACUCCGCUGCCAUUUGGAUCCUGAGGUUUGACUUUGUGUUCGAGUACGUCAGGCCAGUGAUGCCCAACAUGGUCUUUGUCGGGGGGAUCAACUGUGCUAAGAAGAAACCACUGCCUAAGGAAUUUGAAGCCAUGGUGAACGCCUCUGGAGAACACGGCAUCGUUGUUUUCUCUCUGGGCUCCAUGGUGUCCGAGAUUCCUAUGAAGAAAGCCAUGGAAAUCGCGGAGGGCUUGGGAACAGUCCCUCAGACGGUCUUCUGGCGCUACACAGGCAAGGCGCCCCCCAACCUGCCCAAGAACGUGAAGCUCGUCAAGUGGCUGCCUCAGAAUGACCUCCUGGCCCACCCCAAGACUCGUGCCUUCAUCACCCACGGAGGCUCCCACGGUGUUUAUGAGGGAAUCUGCAAUGCAGUGCCCAUGGUGCUGAUGCCUCUCUUUGGGGACCAGAUGGACAAUGCCAAGCGAGUGGAGUCCCGGGGAGCAGGGCUGACCCUGAACAUCCUGGAGAUGACUUCCAACGACAUCUCCAAUGCCCUGAAAGCGGUGAUCAACGACAAAACGUACAAGGAGAACAUCCAGCGCCUCUCCGACCUGCACCUGGACAGACCCAUCCACCCUCUGGACCUGGCUGUGCACUGGGUGGAGUUUGUGAUGAGGCACAAGGGGGCCCCUCACCUGCGCCCCGCCGCCCACGACCUCAACUGGGUACAGUACCACUCGCUGGACGUCAUUGCCUUCCUGGCGGCCGUCACCCUCCUCACCCUCUUCAUCUCCUUCAAGUGCUGCCUCUGCUGCUGCCGCAGGUGCUUCUGCAAGAAGGGCAGGAUAGGAAAGGCCACCAAAGCCAAGUCCCACUAGCACCUGGGAACAGCGGUAGGUGACCAAGCUCCCGCUCCAGACCCAGGAGCGGGGUCAGGGAACAGCUCGAAUUUCACUGCAAUGAAUAAAACACUGUGAUUUUCAGCCAAGGAAUGAUAGGGAUGCUUUGAAAAAUCCGCACGAGAAGGGCUGUUCCACUGAUCUAAUUUUGGCCUUUUAAUUAAGAAUGGGUUGUUCAAAAUGCCUUGUGUAGGAGUGCUGCAGUCACUUGGGAAGGUCUGAGUGUGAAAUCCCUGGCCUUUGGCUUCCACCUGUCAGUGUGCAGAGGACUCAGUGACUUCUUUUAACCUCCACCUGCAGCAGAGAUAGGUAGGGAUUUUGGAGGACUUUAGGAGAACCAUCUGGUCAGAUUUUUGUUUGAAAUCUCUGUGUGGCUGCGGUUGUAGGAGAGGCAAAUGUUGUACACUCACAGUUCCUGUCAUGCAAACCUAGAUUGGUGCACAUCUUCAUGGGUUUACAAGACCCUGAACAAAACCAAGCUGUUGGAAAACCACUGGUGUUUCCCCCAAACUGCCCAUCAGGCAGAUGUGCUGGAGCUGGAGCUCACCUGCUGGUGAGGAGAUCUUUGUAAGCAUUGCUUAUGAGCCCCCACAACUGAUUUGCUCUUUGUAAAUGAUGCUCAGGGAAAGA